AUGGAUAACGGAAAUAAAUUAAGAGAUGCUGCUAAAAGUGGUGAUGAAGAAAGAUGCAAAGAAUUAAUUAAAGAAGGCCCAAAUACAAUUAUUAAUUAUAAAGAUAGAUCUGGUUUUACUCCACUUCAUAUGGCUGCUAUGUUUGGUCACAAAAAUAUUUGUACUAUUUUAUUAGAAAAUGGUGCUGAUAAAACUAUUCAAUCAUUAGAUAACGAAACUCCAUCUGAUGUCGCUAAAACCGUCACUCUUGGAAAUUAUAUCAACACUUUUUCAAAAUAA
Molecule: messenger RNA, 279 nt
Organism: Dictyostelium purpureum
Lineage: Eukaryota; Evosea; Eumycetozoa; Dictyosteliales; Dictyosteliaceae
Exons: 2
Coding region: 1-279 (92 amino acids)
Molecular function (GO): protein binding
Source: RefSeq, a predicted model, not a curated record